GCUGCCUGCAAGUGGUCUAAUCUCAAUGAGGUGUCAAUCAUGUUCCCCGGUGGGUGAAGUAAGGUCUUUUGUAACCGCCUCUGUCUUUGGGAAAGAGAGGCGAGAGGAGGAAGGCUGGAGCGGAGAGGGGGACGCCGGACCGUGCUGCAGGAGAACUCAGAUUUGAUCUCGCUUGUGCGUUAGCAGGGAGAAGCGGAGCACAUGGAUUUCUAAACACGCUGGGAUUUUUUUUUUUAUAUCUACAAAAAUAACAACAAGCGAACCUGACCCUACUGAAAACAGUCAAAUGAAUCGUAACUGCAGAUCAAUGCAGAGAGAUGGGGAAACUUCACUCGAAACAUGCUGCCGUUUGUAAACCCAGAGAAAGUCCAGAAGGUGAUAGUUUUGCGGUGAACGCCUCUCUGGCUCGCAAAGGGCUGGAGGACUGGAUGGUGAAGCAGAAAUACUCCGGGGGCAGCAGCAGCGGAGGCAGCAGCUCGGGACUCCAGCAAGGCUGCCAGCACCGGGCUGUUUGCAGGCUCUCCAGCGCCAGGGUAUGUCUGGUUGAAGUGAUUCUUAACGUGCUUUACUUGGAGACAAUGUGCCAAAGAAAGAAGUUCUCAUUAAUAACGGAUUUAUCUGGGGAAGGCUACAGAGACACUAUUGGUGAUGAACACUUUCAUCUAGAAGUGGCUUUGCCUCCAGAGAAGACAGAUGGAGUUUGCAGUGGAGAUGAAAAGAAAGCAGAAAAAGAAAGUGACACACGCACAGGUUCCAAGAAGCAACUGAAAUUCGAAGAAUUGCAAUGUGAUGUGUCUGUAGAGGAAGAUAACAGGCAAGAAUGGACCUUCACACUGUAUGACUUUGAUAACAACGGAAGAGUCACACGCGAGGAUAUUACCAGCUUGCUUCAUACCAUCUAUGAGGUAGUUGAUGCGUCAGUAAACCAUUCUCCUAGUUCCAGCAAAACUCUGCGAGUGAAACUUACUGUGGCACCAGAUGGCAGCCAGAAGAAAAAGAGUAUCUUGUUAAAUCAUACUGAUUUGCAGAAUGCCAGACACAGAGCUGAAAGCAAAGCUAAUGAAGAAGUAAGAAGCUCUGAGAAGAAGCAGCGGGCUUCUCUCAGAUACCACCAGAGUGAGAACAAUCCAGAGCAAAGUGGGUGCUAUCGUCAUUGUGUUGAUGAGAACAUUGAAAGGAGAAACCACUAUUUGGAUCUUGCAGGAAUAGAAAACUACACAUCAAAGUUUGGGCCAGGAUCUCCUCCAGCAGCUCAAAAACAUGACCCACCAAGCAGAGUUGUGAAUCAGACUAGAUCCCGUUCUCAUGAACCUGAAACCUUCCAUGCUCACCAUAGGAAAUCUCAAGUGGUUGAUCCAAGCCACAUCAAUCUGGCUGAAAGUUCAUAUGCCAAGAUUGCAGAAAUCCAACAGAGGCUUCGGAACCAGGACUCAAACAAGCAAUUUGUGAGGUCUCCCAAGGCCCAGGGCAAAAACAUUGCCCCUGUGCAUCCUGGAAGGGCAGUUAGAAAUAAGCCUUUUCAAGGGGCACCCAUGCCAAUGGCUUCCCCAAGUGCACGGGUGGGCCAGAAUGUUCCUUACCUCCCCUUGCAAUCUCAACAGGUUCACAAGAAACAUAAGCAGAGGGCAAAGGAUAAUCACCAAAUGUGCAAAACCUUCCAGUCUCCAGGGACAGUUGUGGAAAAGGAACAUGUGAGAGACCUGCCCACAGUCAUUUUAUAUGAAGGCCAAGUUGGACAAAUGAUACAAAGACAUGAGCACCACCACCACCAUGAGCACCACCACCACUACCAUCACUUCUACCAGACAUAGAAGAAAUCCCACCAACAUCCUCCAAGAAUCAUCCCAUAUGAAGGAAACAUGUUCUUGUGAUACCAGAACUAAGGCAUUACUAUGAUUAAUAUUAUUGUUACUCCAUUAAUAUUCAGCUAGCAUAUAUUUUAGAGGUUAUAUGGAACUCUUGAAACUUACCCUAUUUAUAUGUUGUGGAACGGCAUAGCUUACUUAAACACCUUGUGGAUUUUUUUUUAAAUUUUAUUAUUUUUUAAAGUGGCUUGUAAAACAGCAAACAGCCAUAGCUUUUUGAGCUGUGAUUUAAUACAGGUCGUCAACGCACUUCUUUACAAGUACUACUUCCAUUGUAGUAGGAAAGAUACUUCAAACAUUAUUGCAGACAUCUAGCUUACCACUCUGCUGUAUGUCGGCUGAUCGCACACAAGCCUUUUAUCAGGGGAGCAAUGUUCGAAGGGUUGGACUCCAGAGAUACUCAGAAUAAUGGAAAAUACAAACAGCUGCUACCUCUAGUAUUAUUCAGAUUUUAUUUUCUUUUUAUUGAUUGUAAUGUGCUACAGGGGGGAUUUUAAUAUACUGCAUUCAUGUAGCCUGUUUGUGUUCACAUCCUUUCAAAUUAUCUUAAUAAUUACAAGGAAAUAUUAGCUAUACUUGUCAACAGAGCUACAUUUGUUCAACUCACGCUUUAUUUUUUUGGAGAUUCUUCGCUGACACAAGUACAGUCUGUUAUAUACUGGGUAAUAUUUAAAUAUAGUUCUUUUAUUUUUGGUUUUAAUCUUGCUUACUCUCCAUUCUGUUUGGGGUAACCAUUUGAAAAGAGGAGGAUGUGAAAUGGGGUUUUCAAAUGCAUCACUAGACUUUAGUGCUUGGGCCAUAAGUAUCAUUCAUGGGGGUUUGAGAAGGAGAGGGGUUGUUUGCGUUUUUUGUUUUGUUUCGUUUUGGUUUUUGUUUUGUUUAAAUCCACAGUUCUUUGUUUUGAGGAAUUGAGGAAAAUAUACUUUCUCACUUUAAAUGUUGGCAAAUAUAUAUAAAAUAUAAAUAUAAAUAUAUAUAUAAAAAUAUGCACACUCUCAGGUACAUUUUGUUGUGUUUUAGAAAUCUGUGGUUUGUAUAUUAACUUUUUUUUUUUUUCCUCAACAGUGACUUUUUAGAAACAUAUGCCAUGGCAUUUUCUUAGGUGCCUCCAUUUUAAAUUUCCCCAGCACCUACCAAUUUGUGCGUUUCCCAUUUUAGAGACAAUUCAACAUGUAGAAAAAUAUCAUUCACAAUCAUUCGGGCCUCUUCUGCUUUUUCUGUAUCAAAGGGCUUCCAUUCCGUGAAGGAGAAUGAGACCAUACUCACAAGAACUUACUGGCUGCUGAGAAAUUUGAAAGUCAAAAGCUAAUUGGAAAAGUGAAAAAAAGGGUCAGAACGUUGAAGUUUUACUUUCUGUGGGGCCCAGAUUUAUAAUACAUUCAGUUGGAUUUUGUACAGAUCACCAUUUUGCAGGUAGACAAACACCUACAUUGCUUUUGGAACAUUAAAGCCAAGGAAUUCUCACAGGAAAACAUAAUUGUUCUAUAAACAUACUUACUUUUGGUUUUAAUUAUUUUAAAUGUUGUGGUAUUUUGUCUAUAGUAUAUAUUGUAAAGUGUAAUUAUCCCACAUUGUUAUAAGCCCUUUAUGAUUGGGGUGGGUUUCUUUCCGACUAGAGUUUUGAUCAGUCCAAAAUGGAGUAUUACCAUACUGCUGACCAGUUGUAGAGGGAUGUUGUCCUUUCUAAGAACAGGGAAUCAACUUUUAAAGAAAAAUAGAAACCCUUGCCUUCUUGUGGAAUUGGAAUAGAAUCACUGUUUCAUGGUAAUUAGGUCCACCUCUUGUCUCCCUGGAUCAGCAGUUGUUUAGACUUAUUGUCCUCUUUAAAAAAUCUGGUUUGUUUUUUUUUUAGCUGUCAACCAUGUGUUCUGUUAAAUCUAACAAAAUGUUUUUUAAAAUGUGUUUGAUCUGUGUGACAACUAUACUGUUCUGUUUAUUUUUAAAAUUCCUAAAGUCCAAAAAUAUUUAUAUGCAGAAUUUUCUGUAAUGAAAAUAUGGAAAGGCCGCAAAUUUGGUUAGUUACCACUGAGUUGUUCUAGUCUAAGCCUUUUUUGCUGCUUGUGUAUCAUUCUUUUUCAAUGUAUAUAUAAUUAUGGACUGCAAAAAAAAAAAAAAAAGGCAUUUAUAUGUCUAGUAGAAGGAAUAAGCUUAUUUAUAUUAUAGUGUUAACAAAGUCUGAUGUAUUCAAGUGACUUAUGUUAUACCGCAUGCAAACACACAAGUGUACAUUCCAUCUAAGAAGGGAUGCCAUGCUAUUUGUUUUGAAGAUGUAGUUAAAGCUGUUCUCUUUUCAGUAGAGCAUAUGCCAGAAAGACUGGGAGGUGGGAAUUGUUUCUUAGUCAAUCUUUUUAAUGCAGAUUGCUGCUGAAAACCAGAAGAUGUUCUGGAAAGCUAGAAUGCUUUCAGAACCGUGGGUUUUUCUCAGAGAGGGCAGCAAAGGGGCAUAAAUGCUCUUUUACCCAAAGAUAUUUUCCUGGAAAAGAUAACAGCACCAAUAAGAAACGAUUAAAAAGUAUGCAGUAGUAGCUGUGCCAAGUGAACGCUGAAAUGUAACACAACUGACUAUUGGUUACAACCUUGCAUUGAUUUAUUUUGGUUUGUUGUAUUUGGAGAUUCGAAAGGCAAAUUCUACCUUGCUCAGAUUCUGUGAAAUACAAAUACAUUUUAAUAACGUGGCAUCCCCAUAGAAAAACUUUACACCAGCCAUGUAUGAACAUACAGUAUCUAAGUACUGUGUUGCAGUUGUUACGUGCAUUAAGUGUGAAUAACAUGUAGCACAGUUUCUUUUCACAGAACCUUAAAUUUCCGUAUCUUUUAAAAAUGUUCGCUUUUCAGUAUUUUGUAUAGUAAAUAGAGAUGGUUUUGACUAAAUGCUUUAUUUAUUUAACAGCAAAAACUGUGCCAAGAGAACCCCCUGUUAAUUAAAGUUUUACUAGUUCAGAAAGUAUAUUUCCUUCUUCUUGUUGUGGAUUUCAGGGGCUUAUUGCAAUUGCUGUCAGUGCUUGCAGAUCCCACUGAUCAAAGAACUUGCAUUAACAGGAUCAGGCCAUAAGGUAUGGAAUGGAUAUGCUUUGGUUCCAUAUAUUUAAACUAUCAAAAUUCAAAGUUAUAUUUCUUGUUCCCUACCGUUAGGUCUGUGUUGAGUAACUGAUUUUUCAGCUUGUUAUUAAUUGGCAACCUUUGUGUGCGUGUAUAUAUAUGUAUAUAUAUAUAUGUAAUUUUAAGUUGCUCAAAACUGGCUGAAUCACAAUUUAAAAUAGAUUAGUUUCUGGUUAAACAAAACAUUUCAGUUCCAAGGAAAAAAAUAUUCAGACUUGAGUAUAUUAUUACUGUUUAAAAGUAAAAUGGAGUGCCAUGAAGUCAUUUCAAAUGAAAACUCCAGCCUUUUCACUUACUACUUCUGUUUUUACAGAAAGCAAUACAGCAAAACUAAGCCAAUUCCAAAAUUUGCACUACUUGCUGAAAAAAUUUUAACAGAAAAAUUUUGCUCACCUCUACCAGCUGCAAUUUUUGGGAAGCCAGGUUUUUGAAAAGAAGGAUUGCUUAGCUCUUCUCACAACUUCAUGGCCACCUAAUACAAAGUAAAUUAAGCUAAGGAUUGUGAAGUAAAAUCUCUGGCAAGACUGCCAGAUUCCCACUGGCUUCAGGGUGCCUAUAAUUUCAUUCCAGGAAUGUGGGUUUGAAGUCUACAUAAUAUGCAGACAGUGAUUUCAGUAUUUAUUUUUACGCAUCUUACUGCUGAUGGUUUUGUAGUAGCUAAUAUGAAAUGGAAGUGUAUACUGUAAGAGAUCAAGCUAGUAAAUUAAUUAAGAUCAGCAGCAAAUACUGUGCUUUACAGUCAUGUCAUUGGAGGUCCUCAAGGCACCUCCAAACGUCUUUGAAACAUCCACACGUCAUUUAGUCAGUAUUAGAAAUUAAGACCCAGUUCUGCCCUUGGAUGAGGAAGUACAGGUUCUGCUAGCACAUCGGCAGAUCAGCCCCUUAAGGCCAUACCAAAUUAAAAGGCCCAAAAUCUCAUCUUUAUAACUGCCUUCCUACUUUAGCGAUCAUGAGCACAGAACAGCAAAAUAUAGCUGGAGAAGUACCUUAAAGGUGUGUGUGUGUAUAUAUGUAUGUGUGUAUAUAUACAUACAUAUGUGUGUGUGUGUGAGUGUGUGUCCUCUGGCAGAAGUUAGUGAGUGGCACAAGAUGGAUUCUGACAGAGGUGAUCUUUUGUAAAGGGAUUAAGUACUGUGUAUGCUCAACAGUCUGCAAGUUGCCACAUAAGUAUACAGAUACGAUGAAUGCUUACUGUUCUCCAUAUGUCAUUGUGUACCUCAAUUAUUGAAUGACAGAUUUCAUUUGUAUUUCAAUUAACAGGAAGGUUGGGCCCCUUGGGGCCUAGAUUUUGCUUGAGAAAAACUCAUCAUGCUAGAAAAUUUGCAAAAAAUGUUCACCAUAAUUUUUGCCUGGAGUACAGGCAAGAACGUUCAUGUUUGGAAACGUGUCAGCUAAUCAAGUCUCACCUUUAAUUACCUUGAUGCAAUUCAUCAAGAUCUGAAAGUAUGUUUUCAAACAUGACUUAUUCAUGGUUUUGCUGAGAACCAAGUUAUAUUCAGCAUCCUGUUAGUUGUCAGCCUUCUUUUUUUAAAAAAUGUACCAAGCAGAAACAUGUUUGAAAACCCAUGAAAGAAAAAUUGAACUUAAUGUGCUUUCUAAAUAGCUUCUGGAAGAAGAUUUCUCUUCUUUUCUAGUGCACUUAGCAGCAAAACCAGCCUCGAUUUAUCACAUAAUAAAUUAUUUUAUUUGCA
Molecule: messenger RNA, 6655 nt
Organism: Falco peregrinus (peregrine falcon)
Lineage: Eukaryota; Metazoa; Chordata; Aves; Falconiformes; Falconidae
Gene: NKD1
Product: NKD inhibitor of WNT signaling pathway 1
Exons: 11
Coding region: 318-1811 (497 amino acids)
Biological process (GO): negative regulation of Wnt signaling pathway
Cellular component (GO): cytoplasm
Molecular function (GO): calcium ion binding
Source: RefSeq, a predicted model, not a curated record